GGUUCAUUCGGUUCGCAUCCCAACCCACGAAGAACAGACGGUUGUAUUGUGACCCGUGCAAGUGCCCGUUUAUUUCCAGCAUCCUUCCGACGUAAAGAAGGCAUAAUGUAGUCCCUACAACGCCUUGUACCGUAUACUCUACCUACACGGAAAUGAUGACGACCGGAAAUGCCGAAGAACCAGAUAGUAAACCCUCCGAUGCCAUUCAUUCACACGACAAUGAGCCGACCGUUAGUUGGAAAUGGGUGGCGGUGGAUCGACUUCUUCACACCGUAACCGGGCACGAUCGACGAUGUGUGGACUCAUUCGAUGGUUUCGUGCACCGUUGCAUGUACCGCCCGGUCGAUGGUGCGGCCCUUGCCGUGGCGCGUAUCCUUUUCGGCCUCGCAAUGCUAAUCGAUAUUCCGGAGGAACGUGGCGGCGGUGACCUAGACCUUCGUUGGGGUGAACCACGGGACUGCCGGUUUCCGUUGAUCCACUCCAUGGAACCACCGGCCUUACCACGUAUGGGACUUAUCUAUGGCUUGAUGUGGCUCGGUGCUGCCGGCAUGAUGUUCGGUUACCGGUACCGGUUGUCCACCGGUAUCUUCACCUUGUCCUACUGGUACGUGUUUCUGCUGGACAAGAGCGCCUGGAACAAUCACAGCUAUCUGUACGGGUUGCUCGGUACGCUGUUCCUUUUUACCGAUGCGAACCGCUGCUGGUCCAUUGAUGCUUGGCGGGAACCGCACGAUGAUGGUAUGGUUCCAUUCUGGAACUACUUCAUCCUUAAGUUCCAGUUCUUUGUGCUGUACUUUAUCGCCGGAUUGAAGAAGCUGUGCCAUGAGUGGUUAUCUGGAUACGCGAUGACAAACCUUAGCUACCAUUGGGUGUUUGCACCAUUCCGGCUCCUGCUAGGGGCCAAGCUAACCGAUUUACUGAUCGUGCACUGGUUCGGUUGCCUGUUCGAUACAUCGGUAGUGUUUUUCCUCAUCUACGGACCUACGCGCCGCAUUGCAACCGUGUUUGCCAGCAUGUUUCAUCUUAUGAACUCACGGCUCUUUCACAUCGGCAUGUUUCCCUGGGUCUGUCUGACUCAGCUACCCCUCUACUACAGUGCCAGCUGGCCCAGGCGUAUUAUGCUACCGAACACACUCGGUCAUGAUUCCGGAAAACCCGCCUCAGAGCAUGUGGAACCUGUUAAUGACGAUGAUGAUGGAGUCACUGCGUUAUCUAACGAAAAAAUGAAUCAACAGCGACGUCGACGAUGCUGGACCGUGAUGACCAUGUUGGCGUACUGUUCCGUGCAGCUGUUUCUACCAUACUCGCACUUCCUCACCCAAGGAUACAACAACUGGACGAAUGGGCUGUACGGAUACUCUUGGGAUAUGAUGGUGCACGCCUGGGAUACGAUCAUGAUCGGUAUUCGUGUGGUAGAUCACGGACACGCAUCGGCCACACCUGUGCUGUACGUGGAACCGUACGCCUUUACCGACAACGAUCGGUGGACGAAGCAUGCGGACAUGGCCCUACAGUUUGCCCGCUGUCUCGAGCGUAACAUCCACCGGGAACGGCAGGCAAAGCCAAACAUAUCAAUCUACUUCGAUAUAUGGUGCAGCAUGAAUGGACGGUUCCAGCAGCGGAUAUUUCACCCGCUUGUGGACAUCCUGCACGCACCGUGGUCUCCGUUUCAGCCCGUGCCUUGGGUACUACCUUUGCUGAAUGAAUUCAAUGGUCUGCGGGACACGGUAAUGCGUCGAAUCACCGAAACCGUGCUUAGCUGGAGCAACUACACGGACGUACUGUUCAUUGCGGACUUUCCCGGGUUAACGUUGCACAAUUAUGUCGCUAGCGAGCUGUACAAUGUAACGCUAACGGUGCUCAACGGUACGGUACGCUUUGCGAUGGCCAUCGAUGAUGAACUGGAUGCGGUGGAGUCUGGCCCUCCGCUGCUUCUCGGUCCCGGCGGUAGCAUACCGGUGCUUUCAGGCCAUUUUCAUGCGAUCGAAACGCUCGGUGAGGAACCGUCCUGCUUUAUGUACACCUUUGUCAAUCGAACCAAAGAGCUGGCAGGGCUUAAAGGUGCACCCGUUAAGGAUGAACGCAAUGCCGCGAUGCUCCCACUGCGUGAGGAAUUUCUGCAUCGAUGGGAAAACUUUAUCCGCUUCAUGCAGCACGUCGGUAACUCAGUGAUGUUCGAGCUGUACGGUGUACCUAUGCCACGACGGUUGAAAGAGCUCGUAGUAGAUGGUGGCUAAAUCAAUAGCGGUCGAUCGAUCGCUAUGCUUCUACCUGUGUGAAUGUGCGUAAUGUGUUGUAGAACUUGGUGGGCAAACGUGUGUGAUUUUUUUUAUUACGGAACGGCCGAUGGCAUCUAUUUUUGUCAAAUAAAGU
Messenger RNA from Anopheles darlingi, 2373 nucleotides. Its product is annotated as vitamin K-dependent gamma-carboxylase. Lineage: Eukaryota; Metazoa; Arthropoda; Insecta; Diptera; Culicidae. The transcript has 3 exons. The record is from RefSeq and is a predicted model, not a curated record. Bases 153 to 2237 code for a protein of 694 amino acids. Gene Ontology annotation, molecular function: vitamin binding; gamma-glutamyl carboxylase activity. Gene Ontology annotation, biological process: peptidyl-glutamic acid carboxylation.